UUGAAACUGGUACACUAGUCAUUGUCUUGAUUAUGUUGGUGUUGGUCGGUUUGGUCCUAAUAACUUCUUAAGUUGAUUUGAUGAAAUCCAAAAACCCCUUAUUUAAGCACCCAAUUCUGGAAAAGUUGCAAAAAUGUGACAGGCUCAACACCCUGAAGCAAGUCCAUGCCCAAAUGGUAACAACUGGUCUUGCACUUGAGACAUACUAUCUGAGUUACCUCCUUAACACAUCCUCCAACCUUGCCUCUACCUAUGCUUUCACCAUCUUUAACCAUAUCCCAAACCCAACGGUUUUCCUCUACAAUACACUCAUUUCUUCUUUCACGCGUCACAAUCGCCAAUUUCAUUUAGCCUUCUCACUUUACAACCGCAUUCUCACCCAUAGGACCCUCCAACCCAACACCUUCACUUUUCCCUCCCUCUUCAAGGCCUGUGGCUAUGACCCUUGGCUCCAAUAUGGUCCACCCCUCCAUGCUCAUGUUUUGAAAUUCCUUCAACUCCCCUAUGACCAUUUUGUCCAAGCCUCGUUGCUCAAUUUCUAUGCUAAAUAUGGAAAAUUGUGUGUGUCCAGAUAUCUGUUCAAUCAAAUUAGUCAACCUGACCUUGCCACGUGGAAUACCAUGUUGGCUGCCUAUGCACAAAGUGUAUGUCAUGUUUACUCAACCAGUUUUGAAGAUGCUGAUGUGUCCUUAGAGGCAUUGUAUUUGUUCAGUGACAUGCAAUUGUCUCAGAUAAAGCCAAAUGAAGUUACACUUGUGGCAUUGAUUAGUGCAUGUUCUAAUUUAGGGGCUCUUAGUCAGGGUCUUUGGGCACAUGGUUAUGUGUUGAGGAACAAACUUAAGCUGAAUCGUUUUGUGGGAACUGCACUGGUGAAUAUGUAUUCCAAAUGUGGCUGUCUGAAUCUUGCAUGUCAAUUAUUUGAUAAAUUGUCUGACAGGGACACGUUUUGCUAUAAUGCCAUGAUUGGAGGGUUUGCAGUUCAUGGUCAUGGGAAUCAGGCCCUUGAACUGUACAGAAAGAUGAAAUUCGAGGGCCCAGUUCCUGAUGAUGCUACUAUUGUAGUUACUAUGUUUGCCUGCUCUCAUGGUGGAUUGGUAGAGGAUGGUCUUGAGGUUUUUGAGACAAUGAAAGGGGUUCAUGGAAUGGAGCCAAAACUUGAACAUUAUGGUUGCCUGAUUGAUCUUCUGGGUCGAGUUGGGAGAUUAAAGGAAGCAGAGGAAAGGUUACAAGAUAUGCCCAUGAAACCGAAUGCAGUUUUGUGGAGGUCUUUACUUGGGGCAGCGAGACUUCAUGGCAGCUUCGAGAUGGGGGAAGUUGCUCUCAAACACUUGAUAGAGUUAGAACCAGAAACAAGUGGAAACUAUGUGCUUUUGUCGAAUAUGUAUGCUGGCAUUGCUAGGUGGAGUGAUGUGAAGAGAGUGAGGAUGCUCAUGAAAGAUCAUAGGGUUAACAAGUUGCCUGGAUUUAGCUUAGUGGAGAUUAAUGGUGCCAUGCAUGAGUUUCUCACUGGUGACAAAACUCAUCCAUUUUCAAAAGAAAUAUAUUUGAAGAUUGGGGAGAUAAAUAGAAGACUACAAGAAUAUGGUUACAAACCAAGAACAUCAGAAGUUUUGUUUGAUGUAGAAGAAGAAGAUAAGGAAGGUGUCCUCUCUUACCAUAGCGAAAGGCUAGCUAUAGCAUUUGCUCUCAUCGCAUCUCCUUCAAGUUUGCCUAUAAGAAUUAUAAAAAACCUUAGAGUGUGUGGGGAUUGCCACGCUUUUACCAAAUUAAUAUCAGCAUCAUAUCAAAGAGAUAUUAUAGUUAGAGAUCGAAAUCGGUUUCACCAUUUUAAGGAUGGGAGUUGUUCUUGUCUAGAUUAUUGGUGAUACCUUGUUCACCUUAAAACAAAAUCAAUACCUGAAAGAAAAGUGUAGUUUGCUAGAUUUAUGUGAAAGUUAUUUUGAUUUAGUUUUAGCUGAAAUGAAAGCAGUUUUUUAUUUAGCAGAUGACAUGAGACGAGCUUCAUAUUAUUUGAAAAUAUAUUCAAAGACUUAAUUUUUCAGUAAUUGAAUUAUGAUUUAAAAAAAAUAUAGGGAAAGUAUAUGUCCAUCUCAUUUUUGUUGAACAAAUUCAUAGUCACCAACCGUUGAAGGGAUGAUGUAACGGGCUAUGAUAUACCAUUUAGAAAACUCAUUCAAGGCAUGGUGUCCAAUUUUAUUAAUUGUAGAGUGCAGAAUGAGUCAACAUAUUGUGCUGUACCACCGAUCAGUGAUUAUGGUGCUAAAUUGUUGGUUUUUGCUGUGGAAAAGCUGCUUCGUUGUCAGUGACAGAAUCACGAAAUCACGGUAGAUUAUGGCAUGAUGCUAAUACCGCAGGACAUUGAAAGCUUUUAUCUUCUUGGUGUGAGGGGACUUUUUAAAGCGCACUUUUUCUCUGUUUCCAUGCUUCUCCUUUUAAGUUUCAGUAACUAGGCCAGAAUUUUAUCUUGUUUUAUUCAAUCAUCAAGGUUAGGUGUAUCUUCUAUCAUGCAUUUGGCAUUUUAUCUUAUAUAAAGUUGUUCUUGUAGCCUAGUGCCAGCACAAGGAAGGGAUCAGGCUCACUCCAUGUUGAGCCACAGAACUCUGAAAUCUCGUACUGUGCUGAUGAUGACGGGUACUGUAAAAAUUAUUCAAAAAGGGGUGAUUAAGUCUUUUUAAGUGAAUUUUUAAUAUUUGAAAAUGGUGCGAUUAACGGUUGGCAUGUCUUCCUCUAUUCAUGUAAGCUUUCUCUGCUCUUGCAUGCAGAACGUUGUUGAGUUCAAUUUAUUAAUUCCGACUUCCAUCUUUGAAAGUGUAGGCCGUCCCACCACAAGUUUCUGAGAGCAUUGAUUCCUUUCUGGUGUAGUGCAUAUUAGCUACUCUAUCAGUGAUUGCACCUUCAAGGAAAGAUCCACAGCAACAAAUAUCAUCAAGAAUGGACCCGAGAAUCAUUUUGAUUGCUAUCAUGCAUAGCAUUUGCUUCUCAU
This is a messenger RNA of Abrus precatorius (Indian licorice), 2983 nucleotides long. Its product is annotated as pentatricopeptide repeat-containing protein At5g43790. The coding region runs from base 81 to 1865 and encodes 594 amino acids. The record is from RefSeq and is a predicted model, not a curated record. NCBI's taxonomy places the organism in Eukaryota, Viridiplantae, Streptophyta, Magnoliopsida, Fabales, Fabaceae. The transcript has a single exon. Gene Ontology annotation, biological process: RNA modification. Gene Ontology annotation, molecular function: RNA binding; zinc ion binding; protein binding.